Molecule: messenger RNA, 648 nt
Organism: Triticum dicoccoides
Lineage: Eukaryota; Viridiplantae; Streptophyta; Magnoliopsida; Poales; Poaceae
Exons: 2
Coding region: 1-648 (215 amino acids)
Source: RefSeq, a predicted model, not a curated record
AUGAGAUGCAGCACCGGAUCCCUCCUUCCUGACCUCAUCCAGCUCCGUGCCUCCAUGAACGCGGCGUGGGCGGUGCACAUCUACAACGGCGGCAACGGUCCGUACCUGCUCCUGCACAGCGCGGCCUACGGCCGCUACCUCGCCGCCAUGGCUACGCCGGCGAGGCUCGGCCACUGCAGCCUCCACGCAUUACUGCGCGACUACGACCAGCCAGGGGUGGAGGACAUCAUGUGCCAGGCCAUGGGGUCUGGCUUCGCGAACGACAUCGUCCUGCUCCGCAACAUCGGCGGUCGCUACCUCCGCGCCAACGGGAGGUACCUCCGCUGGAACACCGCUGUCAACGUCGACGACAAUGUCAGCUCCAUGAUGUUCUGGGUCGUCGAGCCCAUGCCAGCCAGAGAAGACAUGUCUGCCCUUCUAGCCCCACCUCCGAAUACCCCAUACGGAUACCUCCUCGGGGUCAUCCACCCAGAGCCGGGAUGGCUGAUCCGGUUCGUGUGGGCGCUCAACGAAGGGCACUACCCCAAGGACCCCGAGGCCGACGGCUGGCAGCAGUUCUGGUUCAGGGGGAGGUCCGCAUUUCACUUGAGGGAUGACCUGGGGUUCCUCGUCAGCUCCGGCAUGUACUACCGGAACAUUUUGCUCUAG